GGGCCCGCGCGGGAAGGGACUUCCCGGAAUCCCUCCUGCUUCCCACCUACUGCUGCCGCCGGCCAGGACCGGCCAGGACCGGCCAGGAGCGGAGAGGGGCAACGGACCAUGGCUUCGGGCCGGGGAGUGCCCAGUGGUCAUGGUGGAGCUGGUUGGGGGCCGGAUCCCAGCUAACUGCAUAGUGCUCGGCUGCCCGUAGCGGGACGAGGAGGAGCCGGCAGCAUGAACGACGACCGCAGCCUCAGCUUCCGUGAGCAGCUCCUGAACAUCGACAAGAACCUGGGCAGCGAAGAGGUGGAGGCCCUCAAGUUCCUCUGCAGCGACUGGAUCCCCUUCAAGAAGCUGGAGAAGGUGCGAUCCGCCAAGGAAAUCUUCCAGCACCUAGAGGAGGGGGACAGGCUCGACCAGGAAGACCAUUUUGUGGUGGUCGAGCUCCUCUACCACAUCAGGCAGCACGCUCUGCUCAAGCAUGUAGGCUACACCAAGGAGAAGGUCGUCAAGGAGCUGCCCACCAAGGGCAAACUCUCUCAAUUCAGGCAAAUGCUGUUUGAACUGUCGGAGGACAUCACCCAAGAAGACUUGAAGAAUAUGUUAUUCCUUCUGACUGAUCAUCUUCCAAAGAAGAAAAUGCAGUCGACCCUGAGCCUUCUGCUCUUCCUGGAGAAGCAGGAGCUGCUGGGGGAGAACAAUCUGGAGAAGCUGGAGGAAGUUUGCAGACAGGUUUCUCCGGAGCUCGUGAAAAGAAUCAACAAGUACAAGAACGAGAGGCUGUCCCGGAAGGAACGACUGUUGGUGGAUAAGGAAGGUGUAACCACCCCCGAAGGACAGAGAAUCAGCUCUUCUGGGCCGGACAGUGUCUGCCUCCUUUCCAGCUUGCAGGAGCCUUCCGGGCAGAAGGUACGAACAAAUCCCGACGACCUUUGCAAGGCGGAUCCAGUGAGUUUGCAGGAGCGUGGUGAAAUAAUGCGAUCCUCUCUGAGACAAGAAAGUAAUAAUGAUGAUAAGGUGGUGAAAGUCCCUCCGCCCGUUUCUGGGGAGAUGGUGGGCGUGUCGAACUUCAGGAGGGGAUCGGAAGGCAUCGCGGAGGAACUGUCAACCUAUAGGAUGAAUCGGGCCCACAGAGGUUAUUGCAUCAUUUUUAACAACUAUACAUUCAAAGGCAAAUUAAACUCCAGGAAGGGAACUCAGAAGGAUGUGGCUGAGCUAGAGCGGGUGUUCCGGUGGUUGGGUCUGGACGUGGAGACCUUCAACGACAAGACCAGGCAGGAGAUGGUGGCGACCCUGGAGGAGUGUAGCAGGCGGCCGGACCACGACGUCCGGGACUGCCUGGUCUGCUGCGUGCUCUCCCACGGUGAAUCGGGCGCCGUCUACUCGGCCGACGAAGAGCUCAUCCCCAUCCGCCAGAUCAUGUCCUACUUCACGGCCAAAGACUGCCCCAGCCUGGCCCACAAGCCCAAGCUCUUCUUCAUCCAAGCCUGCCAGGGCAAAGACAUCCAGGAGGCGGUGCAGAUCGAACCAGACGCCAGGAAUCCCGACCUGGACCCCCAGCCCGAGCCGCCCCCGGCCCCGCGGGAGUCUCCCAAGGACAGCAUCCCCGCCGAGGUGGACUUCCUCUUGGGCAUGGCCACCGUCGACGGCUACGCGUCCUUCCGCCACGUGAACCAGGGCACCUGGUACAUCCAGGCGCUCUGCCGCCAGCUGGCACUGCUGGUGCCCAGGAGGGAAGACAUCCUUUCUAUCCUCACAGCGGUCAAUGACGAUGUGAGCCAGCGGGCGGAUCACUUGGGGAAAAAGAAGCAGAUGCCCCAGCCAGCCUUCACGCUCCGGAGGAAACUGGUAUUCCCUGUGCCUCCUGGAGCCCCACCGUCCAGCCUGGAAUAGCCUCUUUCAGCCCCAGGGGCUAACGUCCAGCCUGGCCUCUGCCAGAGGCAGGAGAGCAUUUCUGAGUGUCUGUUGAUGGAAAGUAUUUAUUGUGUGCAGAGCAUGGUUCUAAGGGCCUGGGUCAGAGUAAUGGUGUUCCUUCAAGAUCUUAGAAUCUCGCGGAGAAAGAUGCAAAGUAAAUGGAGGGAGCAGGGGGAAGAGGCCUGGAAGAUCGCGUACUUUAACUUGGGUCAGGUUAAUUGUUCUGUCCAGGACCCCAAAUCUCAGGGAGUGGGACGGGGGCUGAUAUGAAUGGCACAAUUUCACAGUUUCACUUUGGGCUGUUUUGGCUGUGUGCAUUUUGAUUGAUGGAGAGGUGUCCCUUCUUCACUGGAGUGCUAUUUCUGUCACUGGUGAGAUCGAUGGAUUGAUUGACUGCUUUGAGCGGAGCCUUGUACUGAGUGCUUGGGAGGCUGCAGUAGAGUCGAUU
Messenger RNA from Ornithorhynchus anatinus (platypus), 2350 nucleotides. Its product is annotated as caspase-10-like. Gene Ontology annotation, biological process: negative regulation of extrinsic apoptotic signaling pathway via death domain receptors; proteolysis. NCBI's taxonomy places the organism in Eukaryota, Metazoa, Chordata, Mammalia, Monotremata, Ornithorhynchidae. Gene Ontology annotation, molecular function: protein binding. The record is from RefSeq and is a predicted model, not a curated record. The transcript has 12 exons. Bases 223 to 1881 code for a protein of 552 amino acids.